UGUUUGCCGGUAUUUGUUGUACAAGUAUAUAUGGGACAUCAAGCCGCCAUGUGUUGUAAGGAUCAUUAGAUAAUCACAUAACUGCGGAAGAUGGCCUGGUUACUACUUCUUGUAACACUUUGCUCGCUGUCUGCUCUAAGUCACGGAGCUGGUUGUCCAAGAAUUGUUUGCUACCACACCAACUGGUCUCAGUACCGCUUUGGCAGCGGGAAGUUCUUCCCUAACAACAUAGACUCUUCCCUGUGCACUCAUAUCAACUACGCGUUCGCCAAAAUGGUCGGGAACAAACUGCACGCGUUUGAGUGGAACGACGAGUCGACAACUUGGAGUACGGGCAUGUACGAAAAGUUCGUAAACACCAAGCAGAAUAACCCGAGCGUCAAAAUGCUGCUGUCUGUGGGAGGGUGGAACAUGGGGUCGGCUUCGUUCCACGCCAUGGUCUCUACUGCAUCCGGCAGACACGAGUUUGCUACCACGUCCGUCAAGUUCCUUAGAGACCACCACUUCGACGGCCUUGACCUUGAUUGGGAGUAUCCCGGAAGUCGUGGGAGUCCCGCGGAAGAUAAAGGUCAUUACGUAGAGCUGCUUAAGGAAAUAAGACAAGUAUUCGAUGCAGAUACUACCGGAACUACACUACUGCUGACUGCCGCGGUGCCUGCCGGGAAGAAAAACAUUGACCCAGGAUUCAAUAUUCCAGAGGUUAUGAGAUAUCUGGAUUUCGUUAACCUGAUGUCCUACGACCUGCACGGAAGCUGGGAGUCAUACACAGGUCAUAACAGUCCUCUAUACGCCACUUCUAAAGACACUGGCGAUGCCAAGCAACUCAACAUUGACUGGGCUGCCAACUACUGGGUAUCGAAGGGAGCUCCUAAAGACAAGAUCACCAUUGGACUGGGGACGUACGGUCGAUCGUUCACCCUCACGUCAACCACUGACACCGGACUACACGCUAGCACUCGGAGUAAGGGCAAGGCAGGAAAAUACACAAGAGAAGGAGGAUUCCUGUCAUAUUAUGAGAUUUGUGAAAUGGAGAAAAAUGGAGGCCAAGUCCAUCGUAUUGCAGAAGCCGGGAACGUCCCGUAUCUAGUUCACGGAGACCAGUGGGUAGGGUACGACGACGAACAGAGUCUGAGAACAAAGGUCCAGUACAUGAAAGCACAUAACUUUGGAGGAGUCAUGAUAUGGGCAAUAGAUCUGGAUGACUUCAAAGGUACCAUCUGCGGAAACGGGCCCUACCCGCUACUACAUGCAAUCAAACACGAGUGUGAUUCCACGGGGGGAUCCGUGUUCACGCGACCUCCAACCCCGAAGCCAGAUCAUCAUCAAACAACACAGGGCAUCCACGCCACGCCCGGUCCAGCGUCUACUCAAUCACCGAUUAUCCACCAGGCUAGUAAGUUCAGCUGUUUCGACAAGACCGACGGCUUUUAUCCCAGCCCGGACAGCUGCACGGAGUACUACAUAUGUGUCUCCAAGACGUCCUUCAACGUGAAGUGUGCUUCCGGUCUCGUCUUCAACCCCAACAACAAGCUCUGUGAUUGGCCGCAGAAUUACAACUGCGGCAGUGGACAAAUUACCCAGACUCCUCCGGUUGUCAAGACGACCCACAAGCCCUUCUUGACGCACAAGCCCCACGUGAUGACGGACACGCCCCAGCGUACAACACAUAACAUGCACGUCACGAUGCCUCCUAGUGGAUCAGGUCUCUGCGCCAAAUUUGGAGACGGCAUCCACACCGACCCUGCGGACUGCAAUCACUACGUGGACUGCGCCGGAGGAAGAGAGUUCCACUUUAAGUGCGCUCCUGGAACGGUUUACAACGACCAGAUCCACAAUUGUGACUUCCCUGUCAACGUCCCCAAGUGUGCGCCCUAACUGAUACUAUUUUUUUUUAUGUAUAUAUAAAUAAAGUAGAAUUUUAAUAUCCA
Molecule: messenger RNA, 1928 nt
Organism: Gigantopelta aegis
Lineage: Eukaryota; Metazoa; Mollusca; Gastropoda; Neomphalida; Peltospiridae
Product: chitotriosidase-1-like
Exons: 12
Coding region: 91-1875 (594 amino acids)
Biological process (GO): chitin catabolic process; carbohydrate metabolic process
Cellular component (GO): extracellular region
Molecular function (GO): chitinase activity; chitin binding
Source: RefSeq, a predicted model, not a curated record